AGAGGUUUCUAAAUCCCGAGAUCAGUUCUAUUCAAAUAGUCAAAGUGUUCAGAAGACAGCGCAACAAGGUUGAAUAUUAUAAGGAUGGAGUCUAAUCGUCUGAUUAGCCUAGCUUGUUUCUUGCUUCUGCUGGUGGAGUUGGGAGCUGCCCGACCCAACCCAAGUGGGGUCAACGAGUGGGUUCGCAACCAGGCCCUGGAUUUGGGACUAACCGAUCCGGAAUACGAUGAACUGAGGCGCAGCGGACAGCCCCUCAUUAAAACCACCCAGAACGAUAAUGGAGAGCGAGUUUCACUGACGUACGAGCUAAGUCCCGACGGAAGUAAGAUUUCUCGGACUAGACUCAGAGAGCUGCGACUUCCCAGCGGAUCCGGCGGCUAUCGGGGCUCAGAGAACAUACAGAACUGGGAGUACGUCUCCAGCCCACCUCGCCAACCUUUCCGUCCGAUUGUGGAACCCGAUUUCCUGGCCAGGUUCUUCGACAACCCCUUCAUAAAUCCCCUGGGAAUCGGCUUUCCCCAGUUUGCCACACUUUUCCCGGACUUCAAUCCGCCUCCUGGCGUAACGCCCCAUGUCACAACCAAAACGUUUUCGGAUCCCUCCGGCAGAGACUACACGGUCACCACCAGCCAUUGGAGCACCCACUCCAGUUCCGGACAAAACCCGUUCUUGGCUCCCAGAAGUUUCGACCAGCUAAUACCCAGAUUUCCCAACAUAGGUAGCCGACUUUAUCCCAAUAAUCCGAGCUUGCCUCCGGCCCCAUCAUAUGGUAACAGUGGUCCCGCGAACCCCAACCUCAACCCAGUUGCAGCAGGUGGCUCCAGUCCACCAAGUUUCUCACCAACCUAUCCAACUAACACGGAGCCGCAAGGUGCCGGCAACACAGAUGGAUGGGUGCCAGUGGAGCAGCCAACUUCCACCCAAAGGACCAUAGUGCCACUGCCCACUCUACCACCCCUGAAGGCGGGAGAAAAUGCCUCGGACAGUGUCAUCGACGACUUCCUGGCCAAGGUCGAUCUGACUCCCACGGAGAUCGAGGAGGAGAACGGGGAAGUGGUCAGGACCAUUGUGGACAAAAAUGGACGAGUUUUGAGUGCCAGGUUCGUACUGAGCACCGUCAAGGGGGAUAACGAGCCCUUGAAGCAGACAAAGCCCACCAAGUAAACCAUUAAUUACUUUCUAUAACAUGGAAUAUGGGAAAAUGUAUGGAAAAUAUUAAAAACUUAUAUUCUUGAUAUUUAGUCAGGUAAAAUAAUCGAAAAUAAAUAUAAAUAUGUUCCGCCGAA
Messenger RNA from Drosophila ananassae, 1286 nucleotides. RefSeq lists its product as uncharacterized. The record is from RefSeq and is a predicted model, not a curated record. The transcript has 2 exons. NCBI's taxonomy places the organism in Eukaryota, Metazoa, Arthropoda, Insecta, Diptera, Drosophilidae. Bases 85 to 1164 code for a protein of 359 amino acids.